This is a messenger RNA of Larimichthys crocea (large yellow croaker), 2993 nucleotides long. It is a transcript of the gene wasf1, whose product is annotated as WASP family member 1. Lineage: Eukaryota; Metazoa; Chordata; Actinopteri; Sciaenidae. Bases 477 to 2231 code for a protein of 584 amino acids. The transcript has 11 exons. Gene Ontology annotation, cellular component: cytoskeleton; lamellipodium; SCAR complex. Gene Ontology annotation, molecular function: protein kinase A regulatory subunit binding; actin binding; Arp2/3 complex binding. The record is from RefSeq and is a predicted model, not a curated record. Gene Ontology annotation, biological process: positive regulation of Arp2/3 complex-mediated actin nucleation; actin cytoskeleton organization.
CUCCGCGAGCCUCCCCACGAGCGCGGCAGCAGUAGUUGCGCGGAACGCUUUCUCGCGCCCUAACAAUAGAGUGGUAAGUACCAUUAUCACGGAAGAUAACGGGGACAUUUUCCUGAGAAUAAAGCUCAUUUCACGCUCGUCGCUUUGGAAAUAACAUCUUUGUCGCAUGUGGAAAAACUGACGGAUGUUUUCUUUUUGCUACGAAACCUGUUGUUAGUUUCAGCGGACCCGGUUUGUCGCUAUUUCAAUUAACAUCAACCCCGAGGAUUCCCUUUGGAAAAAAGGCAGCUGGGUUGUUCUCCGCCGCCGCCUCUUCCAGCAGGAGUACAUUUGAUAUCAGAGACAGUACAAUCAUGGAUCCGAGCCGGGGAUUUAAAUUCUUGGACACGGUGGCAUGCUCUGCUGCGGAGUAAGGAUGGAAAACAAAUAAGAGGAAUUUUAACAAACGUAUCAGGUAGCGGUGUCGCAGCAGAAGGAUGCCGCUGGUGAAGCGCACCAUCGAGCCCAGGCACCUGUGCCACACGGUGCUGCCAAGGAACAUCAAGAAUGAGCUGGAGUGUGUGACUAACAUCUCUUUGGCCAACGUCAUACGCCAGCUCAGCAGCCUCAGUAAAUAUGCAGAGGACCUGUUUGGAGAGCUGUUCAACGAGGCCCAUACCUUCUCUUUCCGGGUCAACUCCCUGCAGGAGCGCGUGGACCGCCUCUCCAUCAGUGUCACACAGCUGGACCCCAAAGAAGAGGAAUUGUCUCUUCAAGACAUCACCAUGAGGAAGGCUUUCAGGAGUUCCACUAUUCAGGACCAGCAGCUUUUUGACCGCAAGUCGCUGCCCAUCCCUCUGCAGGAGACCUUCCAGACAUGCGAACAGCCGCCACCGCUCAACAUCCUCACGCCCUACAGGGACGAUGGGAAGGAGGGUCUGAAGUUCUACACCAAUCCAUCGUACUUCUUUGACCUGUGGAGGGAGAAGAUGCUGCAGGACACAGAGGACAAGAGGAAGGAGAGGCGGAAACAGAAGCUGGAAAUGCCUUAUCUUGUGUGUCCCAAUGGCCUCAUAAGAGUGCUCUCUGAAACCCCUUCUCCUUUCCUCACUCCCCCAGAGUUGCAGGACCCCCGCAUGUAUGAUCAGGUCUAUAGGUACUUAGACCUUCCAGGGCAGCUCAAAGCGAUAGACCGUCCACAGGAGCCGGAGAAGGUACCGCGGGCGCCUCACGAUCGUAAAAAGGAGUGGCAGAAGCUGGCACUGGGUGCAGAGCUCGCUCAAGACAUACCCGAAGACAAACACAGAGAGGCCAACGGGUCUGCAGGUUACCACGACAACAGGGCUCCCUUGUACAUGGAACAUUUGGACGGGCCCUUCUCGCUGGCGGCGCUGCCCUACACCCAGAUGAACGAGCUGCUGAACCGUACCGGGGACAGAAUGUAUUCACGGCCCCAUGACCCUCCACCGCCUCCACCUCUCAUGCACCCACUGGGAGAGAUCAAGCCACCCUCUGUGAUCAGCUCCAGCUCGGGUUUUUCCGACAGCAGACCCCAGUCUCCAGCCCGGACAGCAGGCCUCAACUCCAACACUCCUCCUCCACCACCUCCCCCUCUUCCCCCUCCACCUCCCCCGUUACCCUCAAUAGGCAUGCGGGGCACCCCUCCUCCUCCCAUUCCUCCUCUACCAAUCCAGCAGCAGCUCCCGGCCAUCCCGCCUCCGCCUGCUCCUCUCCAGAUCGCCCCGGGGGUGCUUCACCCGGCCCCGCCACCGGUGGCGCCUCCUCUUCAUUCCUCCUCCCCGGCCCGUCUCCAACAGGUCCUGGAGAGGGGCCAACCCAUAGGCUCUGGGACCCAGUCGGACGGCAGCAUCCUGCCUCCUCCCCCACCACCUCCUCCUCUACCCCUCCCUGGAGCAAGAAGCUCCUCGCCCUGUCUGUCAGGCCCGCCACCUGUGCCGGCCUUCCCCUCAGCAGGAGCCAUGGCCUCUCCGCCGCCCCACACCCUCCACGAUGUGGGGACAAAGAGGCACCAUCCAGCCAAUCUGCCACCCAUCAGCGAUGCGCGCAGCGUCCUGUUGGAAGCCAUUAGAAAAGGCAUACAGCUGCGGAAAGUGGAGGAGCAGCGAGAGCAAGAGGCUAAGCACGAGCGCGUGGGCAAUGACGUGGCCACCAUCCUGUCACGCCGCAUCGCCGUGGAGUACUCUGACUCCGAGGACGAGUCCGAGUUCGAUGAAGGAGACUGGAUGGAGUGAUGUUGAUGGAAGAGAUGUAAAAAAAAGAAAAAGAAAAAAGAAAAAGCAGCGUUGGUGGCAGAGGACAAACGUGUUCAGGUGUCCCCCCAACCCCCAAGCCCUGCACUCCACACCUCGCCAUCAAAGAGUCCUUUCUACUCUGGGAAGGAUCCAAACAUCUUUGUCGCCCACUUUUCCUCUGUCGAGCUUCUUUUUUUUUUUUUAUCUCGUCAUAUCUCUGUCUCGUUGUGGUUUGAGUUCGGAGAGAAAUCUCCAGGUUUCUCUCAUCUGUCUCUCUAGCGUCUCCGGGAGAAGUUUUUCCAUUCAUUCUUUUCUGCACUACCACACGUACUUGUUUCUGCUGGAUUUCUUGUGAUGAAAUCCCCCAUGUUUACUAUUGUUAUACAUGAAAAUAACUUUUUUGAGAAACCACUUGUUUUUGUUUCUUAUCUGUACGUCGAUGUUAAAAAAAAAACUAAAAAAAACCAACAACAAAAAAAAAAAUCAAACAAAAGAAAAUAGAAAAAGGAAAAAAUGAAGGCAUGUUGCAUUUAUCCUGAGUUCUCCAGCACCGUUUUGCCACCUGGUGGCCGAACAUGGCAUUGAAUGAAUGCUGUUUUAUUUUAUCGUCUAUUUCUUUUAAUUUACUCUUUUAUUUCCUGAUGAAACAUUUGCGGUUUUAACAUGGGGCCAGUAGUUGCUGAUACUGACCGCUUACAUGAACAAUCACUCAGCGCGAACACCAGCUGGGUCGUCUUUUGUUUUUCUCUCUCGUUAUCAGGA